Molecule: messenger RNA, 1829 nt
Organism: Mustela erminea (ermine)
Lineage: Eukaryota; Metazoa; Chordata; Mammalia; Carnivora; Mustelidae
Gene: HSD17B1
Product: hydroxysteroid 17-beta dehydrogenase 1
Exons: 5
Coding region: 396-1829 (477 amino acids)
Biological process (GO): estrogen biosynthetic process
Cellular component (GO): cytoplasm
Molecular function (GO): estradiol 17-beta-dehydrogenase [NAD(P)+] activity
Source: RefSeq, a predicted model, not a curated record
AAACCGGGAAUGCCCUCCCAAAACGUUUACUUUCACCACCGCAGCCAACUUUGGAACCUGUAAUUGUCUUUAUGGGACAGAGGCACACCCAGGGGAAGAUGUGCCCAGGGCACUCAGUGCCCACAUCUCCUAGUCGCAGAGCUUUGCUUUGCCUCUGACCAGCCACCAAAGAACGGGUAUUCCCAGCAGGGGCCUCAUCUCCACCUUGACCGGGAGCAGGACAAGGAGAGCAGGCCCCAUACCCGAAGGAGGGCUCAGCCUUGAGAUUAGGUUGGAGACACAACAAGGGGUGGGGACCCCGAGGGCGGGGGCGGGGCGGAGCAGGUUAGCUUAAAGAGCUCAGAGACCCGAGUCUUGAGCGGUGCACUCCCUGGACCUCUCCCCACGGUCUCCCCAUGGACCGCACGGUCGUGCUCAUCACUGGCUGUUCCUCCGGCAUCGGCCUGCACCUGGCCCUGCGUCUGGCGUCCGACCCCUCCCGGAGCUUCAAAGUGUAUGCCACGCUGCGGGACCUGAGGGCGCAGGGCCCUCUGUGGGAGGCAGCCCGGUCCCGAGGGUGCCCUCCUGGCUCCCUGGAGACGUUGCAGCUGGACGUGAGGGACGCGGAUUCUGUGGCCGCUGCCCGGGCACGCGUGACCGAGGGCCGCGUGGACGUGCUGGUUUGUAAUGCGGGGCGGGGUCUGCUCGGGCCGCUGGAGGCGCAUACGGCUGGCGCAGUGGGGUCCGUGCUGGACGUGAACGUGGCCGGGACGGUGCGGACACUGCAGGCCUUCCUGCCCGACAUGAAGCGCCGCCGCUCGGGACGUGUGCUGGUGACCGGGAGCAUGGGCGGCUUGAUGGGGCUGCCGUUCAACGCGGUUUACUGCGCCAGCAAGUUCGCGAUCGAAGGUCUGUGCGAGAGUCUGGCGGUUCUCCUGCCUCCCUUCGGGGUCCACGUGAGCCUCAUCGAGUGCGGCCCGGUGCGCACCGCCUUCCUGGAGAAGCUGGAGGGCGUGGCGGGCGGCGUGCUGGACGGCGCGGACGCGGAGACCCGCCACCUCUUCUCCCGCUACCAGCGCCAUCUGGAGCGGAUCUUCCGCGAGGCGGCGCAGGAUCCGGAGGAGGUGACUGAGGUAGGGGUCGGGCGCGGUCCGGGGAGCAGGGACGGCGCGCGGCGGCGGUGGGGGGUGGGGGCGGGGGACCCAGCUCCCGCCAGCGCGCCUCCUCCCGUCGCGGCAGGUCUUCCUCGCCGCGCUGCGCGCCCCGCGCCCCGCGCUGCGCUACUUCAGCACCGAGAGUUUCCUGCCGCUGGCGCACCUGCGUCUGGCCGACCCCAGUGGCUGCAGCUACGUCGCCGCCAUGCACCACGCGGUGUUUGCCGACGAUCCCGCGGAGGAGCCGACCGCCGCGGCCCCGGGCGGCCCCGAGCUCCGCGCUCCUCCCGCCACCGCCGCCCCGCAAUAAAGGCUUGGUCCGCCGCUGUCUGCUGCUCUCUCCUUUGUGCCCCAGGGGCGCGCGGUUCUGCGGGACGGCGCCAGGCUGCCGGCUGCACUGCUCCGGUGGGACAAGUGGCGCGUGCCGCGGGUGGGCGAUCUGGAAAGAUCGUGGUUAGCCCGGGUUAUAGCUGUGCGGAAACUGAGGCCCAGAAAGAGGAAGAGGCUAGCCCGAGGAAGGACAGGGCGGCGAGUGGUCCCUGGAUUCCCAUGCGGUGUCUGCAGCAGGCGUUAGGUGGACCGGGGAAGGGCGAGAGCCAGGUUGUGACUCGCCCCCCCACCACUGCAACACACACACUAGUCAUGGGAUAUCAAGCAAGGGCCUUAACCUUUCUCCCACUGUUCUCUUACCUGUAA